Messenger RNA from Cherax quadricarinatus, 362 nucleotides. The record is from RefSeq and is a predicted model, not a curated record. NCBI's taxonomy places the organism in Eukaryota, Metazoa, Arthropoda, Malacostraca, Decapoda, Parastacidae.
CGCCAGGUCCACCAGUCAUCACGGAGGUCACCUCAGAGUUUGGAUCAGCUAAUGUCACCUGGACACCUCCUGAAGAAGCAAAUGGUGUAAUUUCAGAGUAUGAGAUCAAUUUUAAGAACGAUAAGAAACCUAUAACAGAAGGAGUGGAUGGAAUGAUGACUUCAGUUAUGGUUACUGACUUAGAAGAAUGUGAGGAUUAUGUUAUUACUGUUAAAGCUAAAACUGAAUUAGACUGGGGAGACGAGUCAGACAGCUAUUAUACUACCAUCAAUGGUAUUGUUGCACCAAGUGAAGUGAAUUGUGAUCAGAAAGGUUAUACAGUCAAUGUUUGCUGGACACCUUUCCUGCAAGUUGCUUCCUAA